Humulus lupulus (European hop) is the source of this 3804-nucleotide messenger RNA. RefSeq lists its product as uncharacterized. Bases 1 to 3804 code for a protein of 1267 amino acids. NCBI's taxonomy places the organism in Eukaryota, Viridiplantae, Streptophyta, Magnoliopsida, Rosales, Cannabaceae. The transcript has 9 exons. Gene Ontology annotation, molecular function: nucleic acid binding. The record is from RefSeq and is a predicted model, not a curated record.
AUGGCCCAGCAAAGGAAAUUGAAAGAGUUGGCAGCGCCAAAUCUUGACCAACAACCAUUAUGCAUCCAGUAUCCACCGUUGGAUGUAAACUUUGAGCUAAAAUCGGGCCUCAUCCACUUAUUGCCUUCUUUCCAUGGGCUGCCUGGUGAGGAUCCGAAUAAACAUUUGAAGGAAUUUCAUAUUGUCUGUUCUAGUAUGAAACUCGCUGCAGUGACUAAGGAACAAUUUAAGCUGCGAGCUUUUCCUUUUUCCCUAAAGGAUGCAGCUAAAGAGUGGUUGUACUAUCUUCCACCGGGUACUGUUGAAACUUGGAAUGGUAUGAAGACUAUGUUCCUAGAACGAUACUUUCCAGCAUCUAAAGUUGGAAGCAUCAGGAAAAAGAUCUGUGGAUUACAAUCACUGGAUUGGAGUAUGAUUGAUGCAGCCAGUGGGGGUGCACUAGUUGAUAAGACUCCUGUUGCAGCCAGGAGCUUGAAAUCUAAUAUGGCUGCUAACUCACAACAGUUUGGCAUUCGUCAAGAUCCUGUUCCACCGCCCAAAUCAGGUAAUGAAGUGAGCACCUCUAAUGUUAAUCAGCUGGGUCAACAAUUGGCUCAAUUAACUGUAGUGGUCCAACAACUAGCUUUAGGCCAACAGAUGUAUUAUGAACCAUUUUCACAAACUUAUAAUCCUGGCUGGCGUGAUCAUCCAAACCUUCGUUAUGGGAAUCAACAACAAAUAGCUCCACAACCAACAUCAGCGAGGCCACCUGGUUUCACUAUACAACAGAGGUCUCAAAAUAAUUUUGUACCUCGACCAUCACAAGCACCGCAAGCUGUUCCACCACCAAGUGCCAAACCUUCUACUGAGGAUGUAAUUAAUGCACUUGCUACAAAUACUCUUCAAUUUCAGCAAACCACCCAAGCUUCCAUCAAAAGUUUGGAGAAUCAGGUGGGACAAUUAGCAGCAUCAUAUAACCGGUUGGAAGCUCAUCUGUCAAAUAAAUUGCCUUCACAACCUGAGAUGAAUCCCAAGGAGAAUGCUAGUGCAGUAACUUUGCGAAGUGGGACGCAAUAUGAUCCACCUAGUCCUCCAAUGCUCAGUAAAUUGUCAUCCAAGCCACAAGUUGAUUGCUCAGUUAAAGAAGAUGUUCCUCCAAAUCCAACCACCCCUACACAACUAAGCCCUAAGCCUACUUUUGUCAUUCCACCUCCAUUCCCAAACAUACUAAAGAAGACUAAAAAGGAAGAGGCUACGAGGUAUCCAAGUGAUGUACACGCUGUUUACUCUCUUGAUGUGUUGGAUAUCCUUUCUCAACGAGUUUUAGAUUUGCAUAUUGAAGAUUGUUUGGAGGUUGCGUUGAGAGAGCAUCUUGUGUUGACCGAUGAAGAUUUGUCUCAUGAGAUCAUGGAUGUCAUAACCACACUCAAUAGUGCCAUCAAAUUUUUGGCGCCGUUGCCGGGGAAGCCACUUCCGGAGCAUCUCAAAUAUGUUUACUUGGGGAAGAACGAGACACUUCCAGUUAUAAUUGCACGAGAUCUUAAUCAAGUCCAAGAAGAAAAAUUAAUGAGAGUACUCCAAGAAUAUAAAACAGCCAUUGGUUGGUCUAUUGUUGAUAUUAAGGGGAUUAGCCCUUCUAUGUGCAUGCACCGAAUUUUACUUGAAGAAGGGUCUAAACCAACACGUGAGGCACAACGGAGAUUGAAUCCACCUAUGAUGGAGGUUGUGAAAAAGGAGAUACUGAAGCUCCUUAGUGUGGGUAUUAUUUACCCAAUUUCAGACAGUCAAUGGGUGAGUCAUGUUCAGGUAGUGCCAAAGAAGUCUGGAAUCACAGUGGUAAGGAAUGAUGAAAACGAGCUGGUACCAAAAAGAAUGCAAAUCGGGUGGCGAGUUUGUAUAGACUACCGAAAGUUGAAUGCGGCAACCCGUAAAGAUCACUUUCCAUUACCGUUCAUUGAUCAAAUGCUUGAGAGUGUUUAUGGUGACUCAUUUGAUCGCUGCCUUCAUAAUCUCACUUUGGUACUCCAACGGUGUAUUGAAACUAACCUUGUGCUUAAUUGGGAAAAAUGCCAUUUUAUGGUAAACCAAGGUAUAGUUUUGGGUCAUGUGAUUUCAGUCAAGGGAAUAGAGUUCGAUAAGGCAAAGAUUGAUUUAAUUCGUUCUCUACCAUCUCCGACUAAUGUGAAAGAAGUGCAAUCAUUCCUUGGGCAUGUUGGGUUCUAUCGGAGAUUUAUCAAGGAUUUCUCUAAAAUUUCCACACAACUAUGCAACCUUCUCCAAAAAGACGUAAAGUUCAAGUUUAAUGAAAAGUGUUUAGUGGCUUUCAACUUAUUAAAAGAGUCUUUGACUACAGCUCCUAUAAUUCAGCCACCGAAUUGGGAGCUACCUUUUGAACUCAUGUGUGAUGCUAGUGACUAUGCUGUGGGUGCUGUUCUUGGGCAAGCUCUUGGCGGUCAUUUUUUCCUUGGAAAAGUUUCGGCAUACUUGAUUGGAACUAAAGUGAUUGUGUAUACCGACCAUGCUGCUCUUCGCUAUUUAUUGGCAAAGAAAGAAGCCAAGCCUCGGCUGAUCCGAUGGAUUCUACUUCUUCAAGAGUUCGAUUUGGAGAUAAAAGAUAAAAAGGGUUCUGAGAAUAGGGUGGCGGGUCACUUGCGUCGUCUUAUUUGGGAUGAAGAUAAUUUGCCCAUAGAAGAAAAAUUUCUAGAUGAGAAACUCCUUGCCAUGCAAGAAGUUAUUCCUUGGUAUGCCGACAUUGUAAAUUACCUUGCUUCAAAAGAGUUACCAAGUGAUCUCACACAAGCACAACGGAACAAGAUCAAGCGUGAUGCUUGCCACUACAUAUGGGAUGAACCUUAUCUUUGGAAGCAUUGUACUGAUCAAAUCAUUCGAAGAUGUGUACCUAAAUCUGAAUUUCGUUCCAUCCUUGCUUUUUGUCAUGCUUAUGCUAGUGGUGGACACUUUGGACCUAAGAGGACAGCUCGUAAGAUAUUUGACAGAGUUGCUUAUCAUCCACAAGCCAAUGAGCAAGCGGAGGUUUCUAAUCGUGAAAUUAAAUUGAUUCUUGAGAAAACUGUAAAUCCAAACAGGAAAGAUUGGAGUACAAGGCUUGAUGAUGCCUUGUGGGCGUAUCGUACAUCAUAUAAAACACCUAUCGGUAUGUCACCUUAUCGGUUGGUGUAUGGGAAGCCUUGCCAUCUACCGGUUGAGCUAGAGCAUAAGGCGUGGUGGGCCGUAAAGAAGUGUAACAUGGACAUGGUUGCUGUAGGACAACAAAGAAUGCUUCAAUUGCAUGAGCUAGAAGAAGUACGCAAUGAAGCAUAUGAGAGUUCGAGAAUCUACAAGGAGAAAACCAAAGCUUUCCAUGACAAACAUAUUCUUCGGAAGAGUUUUGUGGAAGGUCAGAAAGUUCUCAUGUAUCACUCUUGCCUUAAACUCUUUCCUGGGAAGUUGAAGUCUCGCUGGUUAGGUCCGUUCAUUGUUACCAAGGUUUUUCCUCAUGGAGUGGUCGAAGUUGUAAGUCCAAGUACCGGAAAUUCAUUCAAGGUGAAUGGUCAGCAAUUAAAGCCAUAUUAUGAAUCAAUGGAGGAAGAACAAGCUGCGGUGAUUCACCUCAUUGACCCGAGGCUUGUGGAAUAUGCAAGCUAUCGGGAUAUUUGUUAUAGGAUGGAUCAGGCUCGUUUGAAUGUGGAUAUGUCUACAUAUCCACCUGCUUCUACUUGGUUGCAGCCAUACCCACCACCGGUUCCCAUGCCCAUGGUGCCAUAUCAGGCCCCUGAUGAUGAGGAAGUUGCUGGCACGGCAGAUAUGGAUAUUCUUGAGGAAUGA